AGCUUUUGUAAUAAUCCAAUCAAGUGAUAAUGUGAACUUGAAUUAAGGCUGGCAGUAUGGAUGGCGAGGAAGGGACAAAUUGUGAAGUAGCUAGGCGGUAUAGUCGACCUAGAGGGUGAUUGAACUUGAAAGAGGUUCCUAGGCCGGGCGCGGUGGCUCACGCCUGUAAUCCCAGCACUUUGGGAGGCCGAGGCGGGCGGAUUACCUGAGGUCCGGAGUUCAAAACCAGCCUGGCCAACAUGGUGAAACCCCGUCUCUACUAAAAGUACAAAAAAAAUUAGCUGGGUAUGGUGCGGGCGCCUGUAAUCCCACUACUUGGGAGGCUGAGGCAGGAGAAUCGCUUGAACCUGGGAGGCAGAGGUUGCGGUGAGCCGAGAUCACGCCAUUUUGCACUUCAGCCUGGGCAACAAGAGCGAAACUCCGUCUCAAAAAAAAAAAAGGGAUUCCUAUUGGAGACUAGUCCCUCCGUAAACACUACGAUUCCCAUCCACCUCUGCCUUCCAGUGCUCCUUUGUUACUCAUUGUUUAUAGUUAAUCUUCAGCUUCUCUCAACUGAGCCCAUUUCAUCAUUAUUCAGAACUGCUUGGGCCGGGCGCAGUGGCUUAUGGCCUGUAAUCAUCUUAGGAGGCCAAGGUGGGAGGAUCGCUUGACCCUAGGAGUUCAAGACUAGCCUGGGCAACAUAGUGAAACCUUGUCUCUACAAAAAGAAAAUUAAAAAUUAGUUGGGCAUGGUGGUGCGCACCUGUAGUCCCAGCUACAGGAGGCUGAGGUGAGAGGAUGGCUUGAGCCCAGGAGGUCGAGGCUGCAGUGAGCCAUGAUCUCAUUGCACUCCAGCCUGAGUGGCAGAGCAGCAAAGUGAGGGACACACUGUCUCUAAAAACAAAACAAAACAAAACAAAAAAACAAAAAUAAAAAAACUCUUUAGAUUUCUCCUAUCCUAAAAAAGGGAAACUCUUUUGACUAUCCCCCAUCCCAUUAAUUCAUUUAACAGGUAUCUAUUGUGUACAGUUUACCUAGCACUGACUUUGGACACACACCAAUCAACAAGAGAAUCAGUCCUUGCACUCAAGUUGUUUUUUACAGUCAAAUUCAGGAAGUACACACUGAUGGAAAGAAUCAAAGUAAUGUGAAAUUACAUUAGGUAAGAGCUACAAGGCAGAAAUAUGUGAUAGGAUAAGAUGAGGGGACCUGAUUUGGACAUUUCAGUCAAGACUUGAAAAAUGAUUAGAUGUUAGAUAAAAGCAUAAAAGAGUCCAAACAGAGGAAAUGGAUUGUGUGAGGCCCCAAGGUGGGCAGACACACUUGAGGUGUUUAAGCAACUAAAUUCAGUCAACCUUGGCUAGAGCAUAGUGAGGGGAUGAGGCGGUUGGUGCCCGGAUCACUGGACCUGCAAGGCUGUAGUAAGAGGACUGCCUUCUAAGAGCAAGGGUGUGGCAGCCAAAUCCCUCCAAUGGCCUAUAAGGCCAUCAUGAGGAAGCCACAAGCAGCCGUGGGAAGUGGUCACAGGAAGCAGGCAGCCAGCCAGGAAGGGAGGCAGAAGCAUGCUAAGAACAACAGUCAGGCCAAGCCUUCUGCCUGUGAUGGGAUGAUUCCUGAGUGUCCUGGGGCCCCAGCAGGCCUGGCCAGGCAGCCGGAAGAGGUGGUAUUGCAGGCCUCUGUCUCCUCAUACCAUCUAUUCAGAGACGUAGCUGAAGUCACAGCCUUCCGAGGGAGCCUGCUAAGCUGGUACGACCAAGAGAAACGGGACCUACCAUGGAGAAGACGGGCAGAAGAUGAGAUGGACCUGGACAGGCGGGCAUAUGCUGGUCAGUACAUCUCCCGAGAGCAGGGCCACUUUGCCUCGAGGCCCUUGGGUCUGGGGGCUGUGGGCCAGGUAGGGGCAGGUCAGCAGUGUCCUCAUGCCAACCCCUUUCCCCCAGUGUGGGUCUCAGAGGUCAUGCUGCAGCAGACCCAGGUUGCCACUGUGAUCAACUACUAUACCAGAUGGAUGCAGAAGUGGCCUACACUGCAGGACCUGGCCAGUGCUUCCCUGGAGGAGGUGAAUCAACUCUGGGCUGGCCUGGGCUACUAUUGUCGUGGCCGGCGGCUGCAGGAGGGAGCUCGGAAGGUGGUAGAGGAGCUAGGGGGCCACAUGCCACGUACAGCAGAGACCCUGCAGCAGCUCCUGCCUGGCGUGGGGCGCUACACAGCUGGGGCCAUUGCCUCUAUCGCCUUUGGCCAGGCAACCGGUGUGGUGGAUGGCAACGUAGCACGGGUGCUGUGCCGUGUCCGAGCCAUUGGUGCUGAUCCCAGCAGCACCGUUGUUUCCCAGCAGCUCUGGGGUCUAGCCCAGCAGCUGGUGGACCCAGCCCGGCCAGGAGAUUUCAACCAAGCAGCCAUGGAGCUAGGGGCCACAGUGUGUACCCCACAGCGCCCACUGUGCAGCCAGUGCCCUGUGGAGAGCCUGUGCCGGGCACGCCAGAGAGUGGAGCGGGAACAGCUCUUAGCCUCACGGAGCCUGUCGGGCAGUCCUGACGUGGAGGAGUGUGCUCCCAACACUGGACAGUGCCACCUGUGCCUGCCUUCCUCGGAGCCCUGGGAUCAGACCCUGGGAGUGGUCAACUUCCCCAGAAAGGCCAGCCGCAAGCCCCCCAGGGAGGAGAGCUCUGCCACCUGUGUUCUGGAACAGCCUGGGGCCCUUGGGGCCCAAAUUCUGCUGGUGCAGAGGCCCAACUCAGGUCUGCUGGCAGGACUGUGGGAGUUCCCGUCCGUGACCUGGGAGCCCUCAGAGCAGCUUCAGCGCAAGGCCCUACUACAGGAACUACAGCGUUGGGCUGGGCCCCUCCCAGCCACGCACCUCCGGCACCUUGGGGAGGUUGUCCACACCUUCUCUCACAUCAAGCUGACAUAUCAAGUAUAUGGGCUGGCCUUGGAAGGGCAGACCCCAGUGACCACCGUACCACCAGGUGCUCGCUGGCUGACCCAGGAGGAAUUUCACACCGCAGCUGUUUCCACCGCCAUGAAAAAGGUUUUCCGUGUGUAUCAGGGCCAACAGCCAGGGACCUGUAUGGGUUCCAAAAGGUCCCAGGUGUCCUCUCCGUGCAGUCGGAAAAAGCCCCGCAUGGGCCAGCAAGUCCUGGAUAAUUUCUUUCGGUCUCACAUCUCCACUGAUGCACACAGCCUCAACAGUGCAGCCCAGUGACACUUCUGAAAGCCCCCAUUCCCUGAGAAUCCUGUUGUUAGUAAAGUGCUUAUUUUUGUAGUUA
This is a messenger RNA of Gorilla gorilla gorilla (western lowland gorilla), 3245 nucleotides long. RefSeq names its product mutY DNA glycosylase (gene MUTYH). The coding region runs from base 1451 to 3181 and encodes 576 amino acids. The record is from RefSeq and is a predicted model, not a curated record. Lineage: Eukaryota; Metazoa; Chordata; Mammalia; Primates; Hominidae. The transcript has 15 exons. Gene Ontology annotation, biological process: mismatch repair; base-excision repair. Gene Ontology annotation, molecular function: 4 iron, 4 sulfur cluster binding; purine-specific mismatch base pair DNA N-glycosylase activity; 8-oxo-7,8-dihydroguanine DNA N-glycosylase activity. Gene Ontology annotation, cellular component: nucleus.